CGGUGAACCCGAUAGACCCACUAGAAACCGGGUCUCACCGAAACAGACUGGAAGCUUUUAAACAAUCGCCAUUUUGGGUUCCUACUUGCCAUUCCCAAUUCUCUUUUGCAUUCAAGCUUCCACCUGCUGUUAUCAGCUUCUCAUUCGCCUCCCUCUAGCUCUCACAUACUUCGCCGACGGUGAGGGUUGGACAUUGACUCUCCGGCGUUUCACUUCUCACUUCCGGUUCGGAAUUUGAUUGCGUUCACUCAACACGGACAGACGAUACAAAUGACACAGAGUUAUCGCUUUCUGUUUUGACUCUUGAUUCUGUUACUCAAGCUUUGGCUCCGGUGACAGUUGGAUAAUUGUAGUUCCGGCAGUUUAAGGUACCAUUUGAGAUAGGGUUGCAAUUAUUUUGAAUUGUUGGUUAUAAAUGGUUAAUGUGGCUUGGUUCUUCAAGUUGAUGAGUUCAAGUUACAAAAAUUGAUGGGUUUUUCCACUAAUUGAUGAGUUACUUGCUGUUUGAUUAGUGUUUGAGAAACAAAAAUUGAUGGGUUGAUGGUUCUUCUCUGUGUAAUUUUACUUUACCAUUGAUUCUUAAAAUCCAAUUUCUUUAGCUAGUAGAAGCCGGAGCAUAAUUUUUUUAUUAUUAAUUGGUAACUAAAUCUUUUUUUUUUUUUUUUGGGGAGGGGGUGGAGGUCAUUGCUUAUCAGCCAUUUAACACAACCAUCUCUAAGGGCGGCGGGUGCGUGGUUAUCAUUGCUUGUCCGCCAUUUAACACAACCAUCUCUCUUAUAAUGAUAAUUUCAUCCUGGGUUUGUUUCUAAUGCUUUUUUACCCCCUUUCCUUCCAUUGUAUGUCUUACUGCAAAUGAUUCACUGGACUUUAAUCAUUUGAUUGUAAUGACUACAUGUUUUGUGUUAUGGGACGCCCUUAGAGUGGAUUGCAAUGUAUUUAUGUAAAAUUUCGUAAAAGAGAGAGAUCAGAUACCAAUUACCAGCAGUGUCAAUCACUCAGAAGAUUUACUUUAAACAUUCAUUUUCUGGUUGUAUCUUCAACUGUUAAUGAUCUUUAUCUUUGAACCAGUUUAAUUGUGAACUUUAUGCCCAAACUGUUAAUAUUGAUAUGGAACGUUAGUAGUAAUAAGAUACUUAGGAAUAGGAUAUUCAAUCAUUCACAUUCAGUUUUCCUGUGUUCAAGUGGCUAGAGCUGGACUUUGAUUAAAAAAAAAGUAUCUAGAGCUGGAAUUUGGUAUUGAUGUUAUGUUGGCUGGAUUAUCUUGGUUGAAGUCCAGAGUUCUAGAGUAGGUUUUUAGGAGCUGAUAUUUUAGCUAUGCCCUUAAAGCCCAUUUUGUUCCUUUUCAAACAAGGAGGGAUCAUUUGCUGCUACUCCUUGGCACCCUGUAUGCAUGAUUGUUGCAUCGGGGUCUACUCUAUGAGUAAUUGCUUCAAAUGCCGGAGAGGAAAUGGAAAUGGUAGAAUUGAAAUGGCUAAAUCAUAUUUUGGCCCUUAUUUGGAAGAUUGAGAAGUGGUUUGUCUUCAACCUUUUGAAUGGGAUUUCUUUUUCCCCUAUUCGUCAAUUUGAUGUCCAUGGCUUGCUGCCUCUCUCUUGCCAGUGCUGCUACUUUAUCUCAAAUCUCCUGAACUCAAAGUCUUCAAGCUUACACAUCUAACUUGAAGGGAUAAAAGAGGUUAAUUUUGCCAUGGAGAGCUUUGAUGAGAAGGAUGGAGUUUUUGGGAAUUAUAUGCCGAAAGAACUAAGUAUGAGUAUAGCCAAUGGUACCAAAUUUGUAGAUGAAGUACUAAGUGGUCAAAGUGACCGUUGUCUGGAAAAUUUCCGCAUGGAUAAGCAGGUGUUCUACAAGUUAUGUGAUAUUUUGCAAGCCAAGGGCCUACUACGCCACACAAAUAGAAUCAAGAUUGAGGAGCAGUUAGCCAUAUUCUUGUUCAUUAUUGGCCAUAAUCUACGCACUCGAGCUGUCCAGGAGUUAUUCCGAUAUUCAGGAGAAACCAUUAGUCGCCAUUUCAACAAUGUUUUGAAUGCUAUUUUGGCAAUUUCAUUAGAUUUCUUUCAGCCUCCAGGAUCUGAUGUGCCACCAGAAAUCUUGGGAGAUCCUAGAUUUUAUCCAUACUUUAAGGAUUGUGUGGGAGCAGUUGAUGGCAUACACAUUCCUGUUAUGGUUGGUGUGGAUGAACAGGGGCCCUUCCGUAACAAGAGCGGAUUACUUUCACAAAAUGUUCUGGCAGCUUGUUCAUUUGACCUGAAGUUCCAUUAUGUUCUAGCUGGCUGGGAAGGCUCAGCAUCAGAUUUGCGAGUUCUAAACUCAGCUCUUACAAGGCGCAACAAGUUGCAGGUCCCUGAAGGUAAGUACUAUAUUGUGGACAGCAAAUAUGCAAAUAUGCCAGGUUUCAUAGCCCCAUACAAUGGGAUUCCUCAUCACUCAAAUGAGUAUUCCAGUGGUUAUCAUCCUCAAGAUCUUAGAGAACUAUUCAAUCAAAGGCACUCUAUGUUGAGAAAUGCCACUCAUCGUAUCUUUGGUGCUCUGAAAGCACGCUUCCCUAUAUUGAUGUCAGCUCCCCCAUACCCUUUACAAACACAGGAUAACAUGAUAGAAAUUGAAGAAUCAUUGCCCCCAUUAGAUGUGGAACAGUCAAUGAUGCAAGUUGAGAAGGAGGCUGUGGACAUUGCUUUUGAGACGGAACAGCUCGAGUUUAGUUCACAAUUGCGUGACUCUAUUGCGAGUAAUAUGUGGGAUGACUAUAUCAGUGAUCUGUCAGUUAUGUAGAUGGAUUCAGUGCGGUUUUAGUUUCAGGAUUGGGAAUUCUUUUCAAGAUCAUUGGCCUUAUAAAAUUUUUGAAUUUGAUCUUGAUCAUGGUGUACAUUGGCACACCUUUAGUUUGUUAAUAUAGCAAAGAAAUAUAUUGGUAGAUCAUAACUUUACAAGUGCUUGCUGUACACAAACAUUUGUGAGCAACUGUAUGAUAGGGUUAAAGUUAUGAUAAAAGUUACAGAAUCAUAUUGACAGAUUACUAUUAAGUUGGAGGAUUUUUGGUGCAA
Messenger RNA from Hevea brasiliensis (rubber tree), 3039 nucleotides. RefSeq lists its product as uncharacterized. The coding region runs from base 1685 to 2767 and encodes 360 amino acids. NCBI's taxonomy places the organism in Eukaryota, Viridiplantae, Streptophyta, Magnoliopsida, Malpighiales, Euphorbiaceae. The record is from RefSeq and is a predicted model, not a curated record. The transcript has 5 exons.